AUGGCUAACGCUCCUCACGGUGGCGUCCUUAAGGACUUGCUCGUUCGCGAUGCUCCCAUCGCCGCUCAGCUUCGUCAGGAAGCCGACACGCUUCCCGAGAUUGUGCUCACCGAGCGUCAGCUUUGCGACUUGGAACUCAUCAUCAACGGUGGCUUCUCUCCGCUUCAAGGUUUCAUGAACCAGACCGACUACAACGGAUGCCUCGACAACAUGCGUCUGGCCGAUGGCAAUCUGUUCCCCAUGCCCAUCACGCUCGAUGUGGACGAACAGCAGAUCGAGGCGCUCAAGAUCCAGCAGGGCGCACGCAUCGCUCUGCGCGACCCUCGUGACGACAACGCGAUCGCCAUCAUCACCGUUACCGACGUCUACGCCGUCGACAAGGUUCGUGAGGCCACGGCCGUGUUUGGUUCCGACGAUCUUGCUCACCCCGCCAUCACGUACCUGCACAAGUCGGUCAAGAACUUCUACGUCGGUGGUGACGUUCAGGCGGUUUCCAAGCCUGCCUACUACGACUACGUUGCUCUGCGAUACACGCCCGCCGAGCUGCGUCAGCACUUUGCCAAGAUCUCGUGGCGCAAGGUGGUCGCUUUCCAGACGCGUAACCCCAUGCACCGUGCGCACCGUGAGCUCACCGUGCGUGCGGCUCGUCAGCGCCAGGCCAACGUCCUCAUCCACCCAGUCGUGGGUAUGACCAAGCCCGGUGAUGUCGACCACUACACGCGUGUGCGUGUCUACCAGUCGCUUAUGCCGCGUUACCCCAACGGCAUGGCUACACUCGCUCUUUUGCCGCUUGCCAUGCGCAUGGGAGGCCCUCGUGAGGCGCUCUGGCACGCUAUCAUUCGCAAGAACUUCGGUGUGACCCACUUUAUCGUUGGCCGUGACCACGCCGGUCCCGGCAAGGACUCGAGCGGAAAGGACUUCUAUGGCCCUUACGACGCACAGACGCUCGUUACCAAGUACACCGAGGAGCUCGGAAUCGAGAUGGUGCCGUUCCAACAGAUGACCUACAUCCCCUCUACCGACGAGUACCAGCCGGUGGACGAGGUGACGCCAGGCACACAGACCAUGGAUAUCUCGGGAACCGAGCUGCGUCGUCGUCUGCGCACGGGUGCUGCGAUCCCGGACUGGUUCUCGUACGAAUCCGUGGUCAAGACGCUGCGCGAGUCGUACCCGCCCAAGGCCAAGCAGGGCUUUACGCUCUUCCUCACCGGUCUGCACAACUCGGGUAAGGACCAGAUCGCGCGUGCGCUCCAGGUCAAGCUCAACGAACAGGGCGGCCGAUCGGUUUCGUUGCUUCUUGGCGAGACCGUUCGUUCCGAGCUCUCUUCCGAGCUUGGCUUCUCGCCCGACGACAGGCAGAAGAACAUCCAGCGCAUCUCGUUCGUUGCAGCCGAGCUUACGCGCGCCGGUGCCGCUGUGAUCGCCGCUCCCAUUGCGCCCUACGAAAAGUCACGCGCCACUGCGCGUGACAUCAUCACCAAGACCGGCGGUGCUGGUAACUUCUUCCUGAUCCACGUCGCUACCCCACUCGAGUACUGCGAGGCUACCGACCGAAAGGGCAACUACGCCAAGGCACGUGCCGGCCAGAUCAAGGGCUUCACCGGCGUCGAUGACGUCUACGAGGAGCCCACCGACGCCGAUCUUGUCGUCGACAUCAGCCGUCAGUCCGUGGCUGAAAUCACCCACUCGAUCAUCUUGUUGCUCGAAGCCCAGUCGCUCAUCUAA
Molecule: messenger RNA, 1725 nt
Organism: Mycosarcoma maydis (corn smut)
Lineage: Eukaryota; Fungi; Basidiomycota; Ustilaginomycetes; Ustilaginales
Product: putative sulfate adenylyltransferase
Exons: 1
Coding region: 1-1725 (574 amino acids)
Biological process (GO): sulfur amino acid metabolic process
Cellular component (GO): cytoplasm
Molecular function (GO): adenylylsulfate kinase activity; sulfate adenylyltransferase (ATP) activity; ATP binding
Source: RefSeq, a predicted model, not a curated record